GCCACACACUCGCACCAGUCGUACGUCAUCGCCAUCGCGACUUCUCGUGCUUCCGCGUGUCACUCGGGUCCAACACGUCGCUUACGUCGACUACUUUGCUUCUUUCGCUGGAGUCCUGCUUCAGUAUCAAUCCCCCUCGCUCAUCUUCUUCAUACCACCGCGCCGCGCCGACUGCCGCGAGAGCUCCCCCAUAUCCCACUCGAAGCCCCAGGGCACUGCACCGUCAAACAUGGUGCUACGAAAGUCCGACGAAGCCGACGACGUCGUUCCAGCGCCGCUCUCCAAGGCGAUUCCGCCAUAUCCCACGACUCCUUCCGACGAGCACCCGCCUGCCUUUCCCGUAUCGCCCGAGCAUGCCGUGGACCCGCCCAGCACAAGCAAGUCGCCCGCCUUCAACAUCAAGACGCCCGAGGAGACGCGACUGCCUGACGACAAGCAUGAGAGCGACUCCGACCUGAGCGAAGACGAGUGGAACCAGUCCGAUGACGACUUUGAAGACAUCAACCACAACGAUGUGCCUGCCGCUCUGAAGCCUGCUGCUGGAAAAAGGCCACCUGUGCCCAAUACCACACACAUCACCGGCGGUCUUCCCGAUGCCCUGCGGCCAGGGCCACCGGCAGGAAUCCCCAUCAAGCGCUCACAGGAAAGCAUGUCGGCCAUGCCCACCGGUGCCAGCGCGGCUUCCUACGGCGCGGCCAGCACCGUGUCCGAGCAGUCAAAUGGCUCCAUCCCACUGAAGACCAACAAUCCCUACCUGAAGAUGCAGACGACUGGGCAGAAUAGCUGGGACGGAGAGAGCAGCCAGGCUAUCUGGGGCGAUGCACCCAGCCAGGCCCACAAGUACGAGGCGCCUGUCGAGCUCCCGGCGUUCCAGACGCCAAGUACACCCACCCACGAGAUGAAGAACCUCGGACUAGAUGACCAUGCCGCACCGGUGCAGCCAGCACCAGUAGUAGAGCCGCCUGCCAUCGCUGUGAACUCUCCUACGCCUCGGUCGGAACAUCCGGCCACUUCCCUUGAUGCGAAUCCAUGGGAACCCGCCUCGCACGAUGCUCGUACUGACACUGUACCCUGGACGGCACCGCCAAGCGAUGCAGCUGCCGGUAAUGAAAGCUCACACGACAUUCCCGCCCCAAUCAUUCCAAAUGCGCAUACUGUAGAGCAAUCACCCCUUCCACCUCAAUACACUCCCGAGCAAACACCACCCUCCUCCGAAGAUCCUCCACCUGCGCUGCCGCCAAGAAGGUCGCACGAGGACAUGGCGCCUUCAAUGCCCCCAAGACCUAUCGAUACGGGUGUUGGCUUUUCAGCACCUUCUGCUUUGGAGUCGCCGAAUACGACCAUGGAAAGGCAGAGGAAGGAACACUACCAAAUCAAACACAUUCGCUGGCUUGACCACACAAUCGAGGAUAUGCGCGUUUCCCCAAUUCUGACACAGAACCUGAACGGUCCCUGUCCUCUGCUGGCUCUGGUCAACGCACUGGUCCUUUCAACUCCUGCCAGGCUCGACACCGCACUUGUCGAGACAUUACGCACACGUGAGACAGUCAGCCUGGGACUGCUACUUGAUGCUGUUUUUGAUGAGCUGAUGUCUGGUCGACGCGGUGAUGCUGCACAAGCCUUGCCUGAUGUGAGCGAGCUGUACAAGUUCCUCCUCGCUCUCCACACAGGUCUCAAUGUCAAUCCCAUGUUUGUCCCAGACUCCAACACUCCAGAUGCACAAUCCACGCUUACGAGCCGAGCUGGCGCUUUUGAGAACACUCAAGACAUGAAGCUGUACCGCACUUUCAACAUCCCCCUGAUGCACGGAUGGCUGCCGGAGGCUGGAUCCGACGCUUAUGCUGCUUUCAGUCGCGUAGCGGCCUCGUACGAAACGUCACAGUUUGUUCAGUUCCAGGAAGAGGAGUUGAACGCGAAGCUAGGGGCAGGCGAAUCUUUGAAUGAGGACGAGCAACAGAUGUUCACGGAUAUACACGCCAUCAAAGAAUUCUUGAUGCGUUGGCCAACACAAUUGACUGACCACGGUCUGAAGGUCAUUCGUGAUAACCUCCAGCCAGGUCAAGUCGCCAUCCUAUUCCGGAACGACCAUUUUUCGACUCUCUGCAAGAAUCCUCGCAAUGGCGAGCUCGUCACGCUUGUCACAGACCAGGGCUACUCCACCCACGAUGAGAUUGUCUGGGAGUCUCUUACUGACGUCAAUGGCCAAGGUAGUCAGCUUUUCUCUGGCGACUUCCGCUCCGUCGACAACAGCAAUACUUCCGGCCUACAGGAUCAGCACCAAGCUUCAAACCUAGACGACGGACAAGGCUGGACAACCGUCCAAGCACGCCGCGGCAACCAACAAUCCAACAUCCCACAAGACACCGACAUCACCUCCCCGGAAGCCCUCAGCCGCGCCGAACAAGAAGACCACGACCUAGCCCUCGCCCUUCAACUCCAAGAAGAAGAAGAAGACCGUGAGCGCCGCGAAACAGAACAACGCAACAACCGCAACAACCAACUUUCCAUGGACGCUAUCAACGCUCCUCCCCAACCACCGCGCAACCCGCAGAACCCCGUUAUCCCUCCCCGCCGCAACAAUAAUAUUACUGGGCACCGUCCUGCUGGUGAAGCGGCCCCGCCGCCUCUGUAUGAAGAAGCUAUCACGGCGCCGCAAUACGUGCCACCAGCUGGUCACCCAGCGAGUGCGCAAGCGCCGGUGCCAGGACAGGGUGGUGGUGCGUAUCAGAGUACGAGUGGAGCGCCGCCGCCUGGUGCGGGGAGGGGCAGGCAUGGUAAUAUGAUGCCUGGGAGGAUGGGUGGAGGGAGAAGACCGAGUCAGGGUCAGCAGGGGCAGGAGGAGAGGGAUAAGUGCGUUGUUAUGUAGAUGACGACACUUUUCUUUUUCCCUUUCCCCGAUCUAGAAGAAUGUGGCUCGAGAUGGGAUGGUUUUGAGGCGAUCUGCUGACAUGUCACAUUAGAGAUUAUGAAGACGAGGCGUGUUCGUGGUGUUCGGUUAGCUAGUAUCUGUUGUGAGCGCGGACUGUGGAAUUUAGAAGUGGUUGUGGUUAUUAACGCGGCGUUUGGUGCUGAUGUUGGAGUGUGUAUAUACCCGUUAUUCUUUUCCUUUUGCGUUUCGGAAGUACGUCGUGGUAGGAGUCUGUUGUUCCAUCGUGGUGGGAGCAGUAUUAUUAAUCCGAGUUCUUAUUUAUCA
Messenger RNA from Alternaria rosae, 3193 nucleotides. RefSeq lists its product as uncharacterized. Gene Ontology annotation, biological process: protein K48-linked deubiquitination. The transcript has a single exon. Gene Ontology annotation, molecular function: cysteine-type carboxypeptidase activity; K48-linked deubiquitinase activity; cysteine-type deubiquitinase activity. The record is from RefSeq and is a predicted model, not a curated record. Bases 230 to 2866 code for a protein of 878 amino acids. Gene Ontology annotation, cellular component: cell periphery; cytosol. NCBI's taxonomy places the organism in Eukaryota, Fungi, Ascomycota, Dothideomycetes, Pleosporales, Pleosporaceae.